AUAUUGUUGUUGUUGUAGCCCUGGAUGUCGUUAUCGAGUGUUAUCGAUGAAUCGAAAUUAAGGCAACCCCGAAAACGCCACUUUUUCCCGCUGUCGCUUACACAUACAGACGCAGCAACGCGCAAAUCGCUCUCGCUUCUCCAAAAUAAUUUGGAAAACUCAAUAAUUAAAUAAUUUUAUCAUAAAAAGCAAACAAACGGCAUUAUAAAUAUGUCGAAAACAGAUGCCGCCACAGUGGAAACCAACGAGGAGAACUCGAAUGAGACUACCUCGGAGGCGGCGACCAGCUCCUCGGGCGAAAAGGAAGCCGAAUUUGACAAUAAAAUCGAAGUAGAUCGCAGCAGACGCUUCGAUUAUUUGUUAAAGCAAACUGAGAUUUUUACACAUUUUAUGACAAACAGCACAAAAAGCCCAACCAAACCAAAGGGCCGACCCAAGAAGAACAAGGACAAAGACAAGGAUAAGGAUGUGGCAGACCAUCGACAUCGCAAAACAGAGCAGGAGGAGGACGAGGAGCUACUUGCUGAGGACUCGGCAAGUAAGGAACUAUUUCGUUUUGAUGCUUCGCCGGCCUAUAUUAAAGGUGGUGAAAUGCGAGACUAUCAAGUACGUGGUCUCAACUGGAUGAUAUCGCUUUACGAGAACGGCAUCAAUGGAAUCUUGGCGGAUGAAAUGGGUCUGGGUAAGACUCUGCAGACCAUCUCUCUGCUCGGUUAUCUAAAGCAUUUCAAGAAUCAAGCUGGACCGCAUAUUGUAAUCGUUCCUAAGUCAACUCUUCAAAAUUGGGUGAACGAGUUUAAGAAAUGGUGUCCUUCUCUCCACGCUGUUUGUCUCAUUGGCGACCAGGACACUCGCAACACAUUUAUUCGUGAUGUCCUGUUACCUGGGGAAUGGGAUGUUUGCGUCACUUCAUACGAGAUGUGUAUACGUGAAAAGUCCGUCUUUAAGAAAUUCAACUGGCGCUACAUGGUCAUCGAUGAAGCGCAUCGCAUUAAGAAUGAAAAGUCAAAACUUUCGGAGAUUCUGCGCGAAUUCAAGACCGCAAAUCGUCUGCUUAUUACUGGAACGCCUCUGCAGAACAAUUUGCAUGAGCUGUGGGCGCUGCUUAAUUUUCUACUACCCGAUGUAUUCAACUCUUCGGAGGACUUUGACGAGUGGUUCAACACAAAUACUUGUCUGGGUGAUGAUGCUCUUGUUACGCGUCUACACGCUGUACUCAAGCCAUUCCUGCUGCGUCGUCUGAAGGCAGAGGUGGAGAAACGAUUGAAGCCCAAAAAAGAGAUGAAAAUCUUUGUUGGGCUGUCGAAAAUGCAGCGAGACUGGUAUACCAAGGUGCUCCUGAAAGACAUCGACAUCGUCAACGGCGCUGGAAAAGUGGAGAAAAUGCGGCUUCAGAACAUUUUGAUGCAGCUGCGCAAAUGCACCAAUCAUCCGUAUUUGUUCGAUGGCGCUGAGCCAGGACCUCCAUACACAACCGACACUCAUCUCGUCUAUAACUCGGGCAAAAUGGCUAUUCUGGACAAGCUUCUUCCAAAGCUACAGGAGCAAGGCUCUCGUGUGCUAAUCUUCUCGCAGAUGACUCGCAUGCUGGAUAUUCUUGAAGAUUAUUGCCAUUGGCGUAACUAUAACUAUUGUCGCUUGGAUGGCCAAACACCGCAUGAAGAUCGUAAUCGACAAAUCCAGGAGUAUAAUAUGGAGAACAGCACCAAAUUUAUAUUCAUGUUGUCGACUCGAGCCGGUGGCUUGGGUAUCAAUUUGGCCACCGCCGAUGUGGUCAUUAUUUAUGAUUCAGAUUGGAAUCCACAGAUGGAUCUGCAGGCCAUGGAUCGUGCCCAUCGUAUUGGGCAAAAGAAACAAGUGCGCGUGUUUCGACUAAUUACCGAAAGUACCGUAGAGGAAAAGAUCGUGGAGCGUGCCGAGGUGAAGCUGCGAUUGGACAAAAUGGUUAUUCAAGGCGGCCGUCUCGUUGACAAUCGUGCCCAGCUCAAUAAAGACGAGAUGUUGAAUAUUAUUCGCUUCGGUGCCAAUCAGGUAUUCAGCUCCAAGGAGACAGACAUUACCGACGAGGACAUCGAUGUCAUUUUGGAGCGCGGCGAGGCAAAGACGGCCGAACAGAAAGCUCAUUUGGACAGCUUGGGUGAGAGCUCGUUACGUACUUUUACCAUGGACACAAACGGCGAAGCGGGCACCUCAUCUGUUUAUCAAUUUGAGGGCGAGGAUUGGCGCGAAAAGCAAAAGCUAAAUGCUUUGGGUAACUGGAUUGAGCCACCCAAGCGUGAACGUAAAGCGAACUACGCUGUGGAUGCUUAUUUCCGUGAGGCGUUACGAGUCUCUGAACCAAAGGCACCCAAGGCGCCACGCCCGCCUAAACAGCCUAUUGUUCAAGACUUUCAAUUCUUUCCGCCGCGCCUAUUCGAGCUGCUCGAUCAAGAGAUUUAUUACUUCCGCAAAACUGUUGGCUACAAAGUGCCCAAGAAUACGGAACUCGGUUCAGAGGCCACCAAAGUGCAGCGUGAGGAACAGCGUAAAAUUGAUGAAGCUGAACCGCUCUCCGACGAUGAAAUUCUUGAGAAAGAAAAUCUGCUGUCUCAGGGCUUUACAGCUUGGACAAAGCGAGAUUUCAAUCAAUUCAUCAAAGCGAACGAGAAAUAUGGACGCGAUGAUAUCGAAAACAUUGCCAAGGAUGUGGAGGGCAAGACACCAGAAGAGGUGAUUGAAUACAAUGCCGUAUUCUGGGAGCGGUGCACAGAGCUGCAAGAUAUUGAACGCAUCAUGGGACAAAUUGAGCGUGGCGAGGGCAAGAUUCAACGACGUUUGUCCAUCAAAAAGGCACUCGAUCAAAAGAUGUCUCGAUAUCGCGCGCCUUUCCACCAGCUUCGGUUGCAGUAUGGCAACAACAAGGGCAAAAAUUAUACAGAGAUCGAAGAUCGUUUUUUGGUCUGCAUGCUGCACAAGCUCGGCUUCGACAAAGAAAAUGUUUACGAAGAGCUGCGCGCGGCCAUACGCGCCUCGCCGCAGUUUCGUUUUGACUGGUUUAUCAAAUCUCGCACAGCGCUGGAGUUGCAAAGACGCUGCAACACACUAAUCACGCUUAUCGAGCGUGAGAAUCUUGAGCUUGAAGAAAAAGAGCGCGCCGAGAAAAAGAAGAAAACGCCCAAGACUCCGGGCGGCAGUAGCACGAACACUCCUGCACCGCCGCCACAGCAGAAGGCAAAUCAGAAGCGCAAAAGCGAGGUGGUUGCCACCAGUUCCAAUGCUAAAAAGAAGAAGAAGUAAAGAGGCCGCCACCAUGACGUUACUAGUGAAAAAACAGUUAAUAAUAUAAUAAUACAAGUAAUAAUAACAAUAACAAUAACUACACAAAUACGAUUUAUAUGAGAUUCAGCUCCGCACAGCAUUAUUUUAUAGACCAUCCACAAAAACAUUUUACACUCGUUUGUAGUUUCUUAAUUUACAAAACAAAAGA
This is a messenger RNA of Drosophila hydei, 3466 nucleotides long. Its product is annotated as chromatin-remodeling complex ATPase chain Iswi. Gene Ontology annotation, molecular function: ATP-dependent chromatin remodeler activity; nucleosome binding; ATP binding. The transcript is spliced from 6 exons. Gene Ontology annotation, cellular component: chromatin; nucleus. Bases 211 to 3276 code for a protein of 1021 amino acids. Lineage: Eukaryota; Metazoa; Arthropoda; Insecta; Diptera; Drosophilidae. Gene Ontology annotation, biological process: nucleosome organization; regulation of transcription by RNA polymerase II. The record is from RefSeq and is a predicted model, not a curated record.